This is a messenger RNA of Funneliformis caledonium, 378 nucleotides long. The record is from the annotation of a GenBank genome assembly. Lineage: Eukaryota; Fungi; Glomeromycota; Glomeromycetes; Glomerales; Glomeraceae.
AUGACGAUAUCUUUAGUUGGAUUAAUGUUCACGGCGAUUAAAGGUCGAUGCUGUGAUAUGAAAGGAUUAAUGAAUCAUAUAAGGGACGAAAAAUGUUGCUUUUCGCUAUUAAUCCUCAUAAUAGCAAGCAUAUAUACGCAUAUGACAUCACAAGAAUGUCCAUCAAAUCAUACACAUGAAUCAUCGAUAGCACGUUCAGCAUGCCUGAUAGGAUUAAUAAAUUUUAUAGCGAUGUGGACAUUUACUAUAUUGUUAUUAUUGUUAAGUAUAGCUGAUUGUCUCGAUUGUUUUCCAAGCAAGAAACAAGAUAAAAGCAUCGAAUCAAAGUUAAUUGGAUAUUUCCCCCCGGAACGUGAUGAUGAAAUUAUAUACAAAUAA